Messenger RNA from Sarcophilus harrisii (Tasmanian devil), 4073 nucleotides. RefSeq names its product keratin, type II cuticular Hb5-like. The record is from RefSeq and is a predicted model, not a curated record. The transcript has 9 exons. Gene Ontology annotation, cellular component: keratin filament. Gene Ontology annotation, molecular function: structural constituent of skin epidermis. Gene Ontology annotation, biological process: keratinization; intermediate filament organization. The coding region runs from base 29 to 1519 and encodes 496 amino acids. Lineage: Eukaryota; Metazoa; Chordata; Mammalia; Dasyuromorphia; Dasyuridae.
CUGAGGGACUUUCACCUAAGGAGAUAGCAUGGCCUGUCGGUCCUCCCACAUCAGCUGGAAGAAUGGAACCAAGAAUUUCAGUUCUUGCUCAGCUGUGGUUCCUAGACUUGGAGCUCGAGCAAGUGGCAAUACCCUCUCCUACCGAGGGGGAAGCCCUGGAGGUCUGGGAUCCAGGAAACUUGGGGGCUUUAGCAGCUGGAGUCUUGGUGUUGUUGGGCCCCCUCAAAUUUCUGUAGGCUGUGGACGCCCUCUGCGUAGUGGGGGCAGUUUUGGCUACCGAGUUGGGGGCCUGUGUGGGCCCAGCCCCCCCUGUAUUACAACUGUUACCAUCAAUGAAAGCCUUCUGACCCCACUCAACUUGGACAUCGACCCCAAUGCUCAAUGUGUGAAGCAUGAGGAGAAAGAGCAGAUCAAGUGCCUUAACAACAAAUUUGCUGCCUUCAUUGAUAAGGUCCGUUUCUUGGAGCAGCAGAACAAGCUGCUGGAGACCAAAUGGAACUUCUACCAGAACCAGAGAUGCUGCCAAAGCAACAUGGAGCCCCUGUUCAAUGGCUACAUAGAGACCCUGAAGCGGGAGCUGGAAAUCGUUGAGACUGAUAGUGGACGUCUGUCCUCUGAGCUCAACCACAUGCAAGAGGUGUUGGAGGGCUACAGGAAGAAGUAUGAAGAGGAGGUAGCCCUCAGAGCUACAGCUGAAAAUGAGUUUGUGGUCCUGAAGAAGGAUGUAGAUGGCGCUUACCUUCGGAGGGCAGACCUGGAAGCAAAUACUGAGGCCCUGAUGGAGGAGAUUAACUUCCUUCAAGCUCUGUAUGAGGAGGAGAUUCGGAUACUCCAGUCACAGAUCUCAGACACUUCUGUGGUGGUGAAGAUGGACAAUAGCCGGGAGCUCAACAUGGACUCUGUUGUUGCUGAGAUUAAGGCUCAGUAUGACGACAUUGCCAGCCGCAGCAGAGCUGAGGCUGAAUCUUGGUACCGAAGCAAGUGUGAGGAGAUGAAGGCCACUGUGAGUCGGCAGGGAGAGAAUCUCCGGAGAACCAAGGAGGAGAUCAACGAGCUGAACCGCAUGAUCCAGAGGCUGACGGCAGAGCUGCAGAAUGCCAAACAGCAGCGCUGCAAGCUGGAGGCUGCGGUGUCAGAAUCGGAACAGCAGGGUGAGGCAGCUCUGAAUGAUGCUAAAUGCAAGCUGACAGAGCUGGAGGAAGCUCUGCAGAAAGCCAAACAGGACAUGGCCUGCCAGCUGCGGGAGUACCAGGAGCUGAUGAAUGUCAAACUGGGACUGGAUGUGGAAAUUGCCACCUACAGGAAGCUGCUGGAAGGAGAAGAGAACAGGUUGUGCGAGGGUGUUGGCUCAGUCAACAUAUGUGUGAGCCGUUCCCAGGGUGGUGUGGUCUGUGGAGAUCUCUGCCCCACUGUCUCUCGAGGGACAGGGUCUGUGGGUGUCAGCACCAGUGCUGCUGGGAUCUGCUCCCCAUCAGGGGGAGUUGCCUGUUCCAGUGCAAGGUCUGUCAGGUUUGCAUAGAAAGGAACCUGACUUGGACAAAAAGGGGCUUGAAGAAAAGUGUUUUUUGAUUCUUUCAGAUCAGAGCAUCAUAAAGCACCCCAAUGAAGGGUUCUCAGUUAUCUUUCCAAUGAUAAGUCCAGUGGAAAGAGUUUUGGUUUUGGAAUCAGAGGGUCUGUUUUCAAACUCCUCCUGCGAUGCUUCCUAUUGGCAAGAUCUUGGACAAAUCACUUAUACCUAGCAUUUAAAUCACUUCACCUACUUGAAUAUAUCAAUUUUCUCAUCUGUAAAAGGAGGGGGUGGGACUCAAUGUUCUUCAAGGAAACUUCAUAGAUCUGUAACCUUUUUACCUCUCUGUCAUUUUAUUUACUUUUGUUUAUUUGAUGUUUAGUUGAAGUUAUCAUCACCUUGGUUGACUCCCACAGGUAGGAACUUGGAAAGGAAGAUCUUGGACAGAAUACCACCUCUAAAUUUUCUUUCCUAGGCAUCUGGAGGUUGUGAAUCUUGUAAAAUGAUGCCUUCAAGCUAAACAUUCUGGUUCAUCAGCCAAGCCAUUCAGACUUAAGGAGUUAACUGUUCUUGGGCAGAGGGAUACAAUUCAUUGCCUUUAACUAAUUGACAGGUACUAGUGAGGAUGAAUAAUGAAUGUCUAAGAAUGAUCCUAUAGGAUUAGGGAAGAUACAUUCCAACCUCUUCUAUGAAAAGUGCAUAUGUAAAGAGAGUGGGGCACAGUUCUCUGGAGAUCAAAUUUAUUAAGCAGUUAGUUAACUAACUGCUUGGUAGAAUAGGCCCUGCUUGGAAUUUUUGCUUAGAGAACCCAGAAUUUAAGUUUCUGUCUCUAUUUAAACUCUAAGUUUUAAAGGAUUGUUAGAUGUUUGCCUGAUAUGGCUCUUCUCUGCCUCUUCUUCCUUUACCCUUCCCCUAACUUUUGCAAAGUCUCACUCCUAAAUCCAAUCUCUAAUGACAUCACCAGUUCUUGAGGUGUUCCCCCCCCCCCCAGUUCUGCCCCUUUGGCCUAAAGUGAUUGGAAUAGCCCUUUGGGCAGGAAAAGUGACGCCAGGUCUAGUGUUCAUCCCACUAUAUCAGGUUGAAGAUAUAUCUUCUGGUCAUUGCUUCUCUAUUUACUUGUACUUAGAGGCCUUUGUGUUCCUCUCACAGAUCAAUUGAAAUAUAGGAUUUUAAAAAUGAUUUACCCUUUUACUCUUCCCCAAGGAGAAUGUAUCUCCACUAAGUAUACUGGGAACAAUAUUUUCUUUUUAUUCAUAGAAAAAAAGUGGCAGUGGGUAGGUUGUCUGUAAUAACAGCAGCUGUUCACAUGGCCUCAUUUUCCUGCUUUUGGUAACCCACAAAUAGGCUAUCACAUAAUCAUUAAAUUAAUUGUAUGUAGUACAUAAUUUUAGCAUAUAGUAGCCUAUGGUAUAUGAUAUAGUAGCAAGCAGAUGUAGUACAUAAUUUUGCAGCCAUGUGAUUCUACCUCGAGUCCAGUCAAAUAGUUUGAUCAAUACUUAACCAAAUGUCCAUGUUCAGGCUUUCUCAAAGGCUGUAGUAGCUUCAUGAUCCAGCAGAGGGCUUCAAGCUAAUUAUUGUCCCUCUCACCUAAUUGAGCUUCCAGCAAUUAUAGGAUGGCAAAGGCCCUGGGUUCAUCUUUUAAAUAAAGAUGCCCCAAUAUUACUACAAUAGCAAAAAAAAAUAUUCACCUUUGUUCUUAAGUUUCCACCCCACAUUUGUGUAAUUUCUCUGAAGACAAGUCUAGCCUUUUUACUUUAUAGAUUAGGUCAUUGAAUCCCCAAGUGAUGAAGUGCUUUGCCCCAAGAGACUCAGUUAAUUAGUAGCUGAGCUGGAAUUCUAGGGCAUAUUGUUUCCAUUUCUGGGCUCUUUCCACAGCACGGUUUUAGCAAUCAUUAUCUAGUCUAGGCCCCUCAUUUUAGAAAUGUGGAAAAUAAUGCUCAAAGAUGGGAAAUGACUUGCCUCAUUUCACAGUUGUUUCUCACAGCUUGGUGAUGAUAGUGGGAGGGAAACUGGUAAUUACUAGCUGAUCACAUCAAUGAAUCCUAAGUCUCUGUUUUUAGGAUUUUUUUUCCUUAUUAAUUAUCUCUAAUUAUCUAAAGCCACCUCUUUCCCCCCACCAUUUUCAUUGCCUAACUACUUGCUUUCCUGAAUCAUUGCCCCAGAACGUGGCACCCGAAGCCAAAGGCUCAAGGAGACUUCCAAAAUAAGUUGUACUCAAAGUGGUCUUUAAUUAUUGGUCUCAUUCUGAAUUUGCAGUGUUCAAAGAGACUAGGAAGGAACUAAAACAGUUUAAAGUCCACUGUGUUCUGGGAUUUAAAAACAUGAGAAAUAUCAUGAUUCAUUUCUUCCUCCAGACCAUAAAUCAAGCUUGAUAUUUAAAGAAAAUUGAGGAAGGCAAUUCUUUCAGCCUCUGUGUAGGUUGUCUUUAGCUCAGUUGGUCAUGCUUGCUUAAUAUUGGAGCUUCAAAGUAAAAAAAAAAAAAAACCUUAAUCAUAAGUAGAGAUAUGCUCAUCUUGUAAAUAGGGGUUUAUUCAAAUGAAGUCUGUUUCUAUUUUGUACACCUGUG